This is a messenger RNA of Mytilus trossulus (common blue mussel), 1659 nucleotides long. RefSeq lists its product as uncharacterized. The record is from RefSeq and is a predicted model, not a curated record. Gene Ontology annotation, molecular function: calcium ion binding. The transcript has 6 exons. Gene Ontology annotation, cellular component: plasma membrane. Lineage: Eukaryota; Metazoa; Mollusca; Bivalvia; Mytilida; Mytilidae. Bases 1 to 1659 code for a protein of 552 amino acids. Gene Ontology annotation, biological process: homophilic cell-cell adhesion.
AUGACUAUUCAACAGAAAGCAGGAUUUUUGCUCGAUUAUUUAAACAACCAAGAAAUGUUUCAUAGACUUGAACUUAUAUUUGUUGAGGCACAAACAUUGCUUUAUGAAGAAUCGACGUUAAGACCCGAGAUUACGGACCACCUUGUACCAUGGACGAUGGACGAAUUGCCAAAUGUACUGCAAAGUCAAACAUUUAAAAACUGUUUUCAUAUUUUUGCCGAAGAGAUAAACAAUGCUAAUGUAUCGAUCGUUAACAGGACAAACGAAUUCACUGUCAUGUCUGGAAUUUUCUCACAGAUGGACUGGCUCGAUGUUGUUGAUAACAUAUCAGCUGAUCUCUUUCAACAUUGGAUGGUUACCCAAGGGUCAGACAAAAUCGUAGCUAAGAAAAUCGUUACUUCUUUAUUUGCUGAAAUACAGAGAACCAUUAGAACUUAUAUCCUUCCUGUAUUACCGGGUUUACUUACAGAUAUUAGCAAGAUCAAACCAGAAUCAAAAUCUCCGCUCCAAACUGAUGAAUCUGUAACACCAACACAAACGUCUUCAACAACGACAAAACCACGGCCAUCAUCUAUAAUCACCGAAGUAAAGAAUGCGAAAGACUUCAACGAGAAACAAUUAUUGAUUUAUAAUUACCUUGUGAAUUCGAAUAACAAAGAAACAUUUGACAAAUUGGAACGCAUACUGAUAUCUAUUAUCCCGUUGUUUACUGAUCAACCUACCAUUCGCGAGGAUAUUCAGUCUGUAUUUUUCCUAUGGACACUUGGUACCUUACCAGACUUUUUAACCAGUAAAAUGUUCAAAAACAGUUUUGACUUUUUCGUCACCAAAAUGAAUCAGGCUGACUUAACUGGAUUAAACAUUACGGAUGAGUAUCAAUUCAUGGCAGGUGUCUUUAAACAGGUAGAUUUGGCAGAAAUUCUUGAGCGGACUAUUUUCUAUGUCGUAACAUCAUUGUCUCUCAAAGAAGACAUUAUCAAAUGUGACAAUUUACCAUGCAUGAAUGGUGGCCAAUGCUUAGAUAUAAACAACGGAUAUCACUGCACCUGCCCAAAAGGAUUUACUGGGGAGAAUUGUCAAUACGUAACAGGAACAAUAUUGCACACUAGACCUAUCAUUCGUGCAUUAUCUACUGUGCAAGUAAAUUACCAUUCUGACGCCAAACUGGUAUGCAACGUCGAAGGCUUCCCAGUACCGUCAAUAACGUGGAAAUAUAACAAUAACUUUUUGUCAUAUACUGGAAACGUGUUAGCUAUACAGGAUGUAACAAGUGACAAAACAGGACAUUACACGUGCAUAGCAACGAACAAUGUUGGUGUGAGUCAAGCUGAAAUACAACUAAAAGCAAUCAAAGUUUCAGAUAUUGCCCGGAUUAUAACACCAGCUACAGCAGCAGUUAUUAUGACUGGCCACUCCCAUAAUUUCACCUGUAUCGCUACUGGACAGCCAACACCAUCAAUUGAAUGGACGUUCGAGACGUUUAUUCAUCAUUCAACCACAAUGCCGCCUCACCAGUUAUACCAUCAUGGAACGAUUCUAACUUUAAAUGCAAUAAAAGCACAAGAAUCAGGGACUCUGACUUGUACAGCACGUAACGAUAUUGGAGAUGAUCAGGUUUCUGUUCCAGUUAUAUUCAACAUGCGUAAGUUAUCAAUAUAA